This is a messenger RNA of Asterias rubens (European starfish), 2060 nucleotides long. RefSeq names its product probable indole-3-acetic acid-amido synthetase GH3.8. The transcript has 9 exons. Gene Ontology annotation, molecular function: acid-amino acid ligase activity. Gene Ontology annotation, cellular component: cytoplasm. NCBI's taxonomy places the organism in Eukaryota, Metazoa, Echinodermata, Asteroidea, Forcipulatida, Asteriidae. Bases 74 to 1975 code for a protein of 633 amino acids. The record is from RefSeq and is a predicted model, not a curated record.
AGUUGCGAACCAAGAAGAUGGGAUCCCUAUUGUUCUCUUUUGAGGCCACCAGUCUGAAUGGAUUGAAAUCAAGAUGGCGAUAACUUGGGGAGUACGGUUUUUGGUGUGGGGAUUUAUCUCGGCGUUUCUCUCUACGAUUACUGUAAAGUACUGCCUGACCAGUGAAGCAUCAACUCUUCUGAAAGGACUUGCAGGGGUUUUUGCCGUUGUCAUCAUCCUGUCGACCGUGGUGGCUCUCCAUAUUUCGACUCUUCAGUGUUCUGAAAGCCAUACACUGAAAACCCUACUACUGCAGUAUUUCAUGGUGAAACAAAUUGAUUUCUUCGUUCCGUUUCUCCUCUAUAAGAUGACGAAAGCCUGGAAGAAUCCCAUGCAGGCGCAAGAGAAGCUUCUUCUGAAGCUGCUUGCCCGUGAUGCGAAGACGGAGUACGGCAUGACACACGGCUUCAGCGACAUCAAAUCUCUUCAAGAGUUCCGUGAGAAGCAUCCACUCACUAAGUAUGAUCAUUAUCGAGAUUACUUCACUAGGCUGGCGGACGGGGAAAAGAACGUCUGCCUGGCGGCAGAUAUUUACCGAUUUGGAACUUCGUCUGGUACAACUGGAAAGGGCAAGCUCAUUCCCAUGGUGUUAUCGUCAAUAUCAGGCAGCUUGAUUUUUUCAGUCAUGAGAAUUGUCAAUCCGCCCAGUCCUGUCCGGAAAUUGGCCUUGUUGUAUUGUAAGCCUACUCCACAGAAGACCAAAACAGGAAUUGACAUUGCACCUGCAUUUUUUAUGCCAGACUAUGCAAAAUUCUACACGGAUAUGUUUCAGAAUACACCGUUUUGUGCAUUUCAAAUUUCCACCGAUUUCGAAGCCACCUAUGUCCACAUGCUAUUUGCCCUGACGGACAAGAACAUUUUUCAAUUUCUCGCUCCGUUUGCCUCGCAAGUCUACAGAGCAUUCGCGAUGCUUGAAGAAGAACAGGGGAUGUUCCUAGAGGAUCUGACUCUAGGAAGAGUUAACCCGAAGAUACAACUCGAUGAGGGAAUUCGACGGUCUCUGGACGCAGCUUUGACGGCAGACCCAGCUCGAGCAGAUGAACUGAGGAGGGAGUUUGCUAAAGGCUUCGUUGGCAUCGUGGGUAGAAUCUGGCCUCAUCUCCAUUAUGUCCUGACUGCCGACAUUUCAAACUUUUUUAAGAAACUUGACGCCAAAUACACAAAAGGAACUAAGCUGUUUUCUGGAGCUUAUGGUUGUACUGAAGGUUUUAUUGGCGUCAAUCUCUGGAUAGACAAACCACAGAUGGAAUAUGUACUUAUUCCAAAUGACAUCAUUGUUGAGUUCAUCCCUGAAAGUCUUGUUGACGAGGAGAAUCCGGAUACUUUGUUUAUGAAUGAGGUCGAGGUUGGUCAACGGUACGAGGUUGCGUUAACCACAUUAUCUGGGUUUUACCGUUACCGUAUGGGCGACGUGAUUGAGGUAGUCGGACACCAUGAGAAGUGUCCGCUGGUUACGGUCAAGUACAGAACUGGAGAGCUACUGAAUCUACGCAGUGAGAAGAUUGACGUACUGGUGGUCAACAAAGCCAUUCAAGAAAGCUUAGAAGGAUGGGAUGGAGCUACUCUGGUAGAGUGGACAUGCGCAGAGAGCCCACUGUUGUACGAAGAUAAAGAGUGUGAUUACGACAUGCAUUACCUGCUCUUCGUCGAGUUAGAAUCAGAAACAGACAUACACCUAUCGGCUGAUCAAAAGACACUGUUCGACAGCUCUCUACGUAAACAGCAUGAUUUCUAUGACCACUACCGGAAAGUGGGCACAAUCUGCGAGGCUCACGUCCACGUAGUGCGACCUGGAUCCUUCAAUAAGCUGAAAGAUCACAUCGUAGCGACCUCUACGGCAAGUUACAACCAGUUCAAGAUGCCCAAGAAGUUGCGCACUAGGGUGAUUCUCGACUUUAUGUUGGAUUGUGUCCUUGAAUCCGACGUGAAGAAUUAACACACUAGACACUGGUAAUUUUCAAAGAUCAGUCUUCUCACUUGGUGUAUCUCAACCUAUGCAUCAAAUAACAAACCUGUGAAAA